Schistocerca gregaria is the source of this 1957-nucleotide messenger RNA. RefSeq lists its product as uncharacterized. The transcript is spliced from 6 exons. NCBI's taxonomy places the organism in Eukaryota, Metazoa, Arthropoda, Insecta, Orthoptera, Acrididae. The record is from RefSeq and is a predicted model, not a curated record. Bases 1 to 423 code for a protein of 140 amino acids.
AUGCGCGACGCCGUGGCCGGCGGCCAGGCGGCGUGCGCUCGGUGCUGGGCGGACGCGGACGUCUGCGGCGGCAGUGCACGCCGGACCGAGGCGAACGAGCGGACCGCGCGGCGACACGCUCUCAGCGGCCGGAGCGCGCGACGACGGCCUCCGCCGGAACCACUGUGCGGCGUCCGCGGCGCUGCCCGCCCACACCUGCCAGAAACCAAAGUGAAAGAAGUACUGGUCUUCAGCCUUCAUAAGGACCCUGUAGUUGCGAGGACUGUGCUUCAAUUUGACCCUGUGGAAAGCGAACCGGAUCAUCGACAGUUCGCUGUGAAGGGGCUGUUGCUUUUGGGAAAUGCAGACAGCUCCCAUCGAGUUGUUCGUAUAAUGCGUGAACCGCUUGGGAUGGCAACGCGUGCGGCUGUGAGCUUGACUUGAGGUCUGGACGAACGACAUGGGUAGCCCAACCAUCCUUCAUCUGCUGCUCAUCGUCAACGCCAACAUUCAUCUGAGUGGGUCAGCCGUCAGGGACCAGCUGCAAGACCAUCACAGACACAUGUCUUCCGACCCAUCGUGGAAACAACGACAGCGUACCGUCGAAACAUCCAAUGUUCACUCCAGUUUUGGAUUCACUACAUCGACAUCGAGUCCCGACAGACAGCACGACAAGCGAUCGACAGAUUUAGAAAACGAUAUAUCGAAUUAUACCGAGGUUGCAUCGAAUGGUUAUUACGCCUUCCAAGACAGUAACGGAUUUCGCGAUGCAUACAGACCGACUACAGAAAAGCCUGGUACCAGAACGAAAGAAGACGCUAACCCGAUAAAAGAAUUCGUUUCGACCGUUUCUCCGUCUAAGAGAAAAUCCGAUGAAGCUCUCAGCUGGUCAGUCAGUCUGAAGAAAUUUCACCAUGCUAAGCCGGCCACAGCUUCAAUGCCUCUUGGCCUAAGGCGGCGCCGUGAUCGGUUUCUUCGUAGCGUAAGAGAUGAAACAUUGUCUGCAGCAAGCCUCAUCACCUUCGAUACCAUAUCGCAGACUCAGGCGCCUUCCCCGUUGGAACAGGUGUCAACAGAGGAGGCCUCAGUUCAGCCGCUACGCAAUGUGCCACAAAAUGGACGGGAUUAUACGAAUAGUGUCUCUGGUGGGUCGGGCGAAGUGUUCCGCCGGCAGAAACCGCCGGUGGAGCCUGUGCACGCGGCUGAUGGGGAUAUUACGGGGACCGGUUUACGCGCCGCAGAUCGCCCCAAGAGCCUCGUAAACGGCAACCGCACCGCCGGGGAUGUCUAUAGCGAAGGAAGCAGUGACCGCGGGAUGUCGACGUCUGCGCCCGACGACGAUAACGCACAAAGUAUCAAAACUUCUCCUACCACCCAAGACGCCGGAGGUAACGUAAAAAGCACAAUCAUUACGUCGCGCCUAGCCAACCUCAACCCUAAUAAGACUUUUGGCAGCACUAAUUAUACCAACCUCAAGCAAGACAAAGGAGAAUUCGACGAAUAUUUCGAAGCGAACACACCAUCUUUAUCAAGUCAAAAUUCGCUUACAUACGCGACGCCUCGGCAGCAAAAGGAAAACUUCAGUAGUACGUCCAACUACGAUAACCUCAAUGAAAUAACAACGACCGCAAGUGAAGAUAUGGGCACACAAGGUACUCUGUCUGUCGGUACCACACCCAGUACGACUGUUUCGAAUCGUUUGAGUGCCCAGUCCAAAAGUGCUGGAUUAGGAAGUUUUCCAAGUAGGUCGACAUAUUUACGUCGAUUUAAUAACAAGGACAUAUCACUGUUCAGCCUUAUCGCAGAAUCUGCAGAUUCAUCGUUACAAAAGGCAGACUUGAGUGACGUCGAGGCGCCUGCAGAAAUUAGAGGCGGUGGUAGUGUUAACGAGAAAUACGUCAGCACUACCUCAAGAGCAAGUGAGAGAGCAACGAUUGACCGUAAGUUGGCGAAACAUCACAAGCUUACCGCUCAGUUG